This is a messenger RNA of Zerene cesonia (dogface butterfly), 4089 nucleotides long. RefSeq names its product fibulin-1-like. Bases 126 to 4049 code for a protein of 1307 amino acids. The transcript is spliced from 24 exons. Gene Ontology annotation, molecular function: calcium ion binding. The record is from RefSeq and is a predicted model, not a curated record. NCBI's taxonomy places the organism in Eukaryota, Metazoa, Arthropoda, Insecta, Lepidoptera, Pieridae.
CACGCUCUACAUAGUACGUCGGAUCGCGGAACGUUAUCAUUUGACCCAUAACACUUGCCAGCAAGCCGCGGCCAUGUCGUCUGUGAAUUCGUAACUGACUUAGUUUAGUAUUAAGUUAUUUAUUCAUGAAAAUGCGAUUUAUAAUUGUGUGCAUAGUGCUGUGUGCGAUUUCGGACAGUAAUGUUUUUGGUCUUUCUUCGAAUGAAAUAGCAGAUGUUCAGGAAUCAUGUUGCACCCAUGGGCAAGCAUACGCGAUGGCUCAGUCGUCAGUAGAGUCAUGUCAAAGCGCCAGUCUUCCAGAGGGUAUCGAAGAUGAGGCAAGGGACGCGUGUAUUACAGCAUUGAGCAGCUGCUGUCAGGAACAAUUCAAAGAUAAAGAAGAAUGUGAAGAUGGAAUUAAACAAGCUGAAUCAAAUCAAUGUAAUAGUCCAAAAAGUGAUAUUGGGAAGACUUGCUGCAGUGAAUGUGCAUUUGGUCGUCUAACUGGUGGCUUGGAAGGGGAGGAGGGAUGUAGUCGGGAGCCUGCUGAGGAGUUUUACACAACUUCAUCCGCUUCUUUAAUGAGGCAUGCUUUUUACCAAUGCUGCAUGGAAUCCAAAAAAGAACAAGAGACCACAACAGAAAAGAAAGAGUCGACAACAGCGAAGGCGGAAGAGAAAGAUAAAUGUAAGGAGAAUUCUUGUGAGCAUGUUUGUAACGAUCAAGAUGGAAAGGUACAAUGUCGGUGCAACGAAGGGUACAGGCUUCAGCCUGAUAAGAGAUCUUGUAAAGAUAUAAAUGAAUGUGCUGAAUCAACUGAUGAUUUAUGCACUGCCAAAGACACAGUGUGUCAUAACACCAAUGGCUCUUACAAAUGCGUCCCCAUCAAGAAGAGGGAAGCUGGGUCUGGCUGUCCGCCGGGAUUUAAGAAGAACGUCAUUAACCAAGUGUGUGAUGAUAUCAACGAAUGCCAGUUACCCCGGCCACCGUGUCCAAAAUACCUUUGCGAGAACACGAUAGGAGGGUACAAGUGCGCGGGAAAACCAGGCAAGCCCUUCGCUGAAGAUGCCCCAGGUCCCACCACUGCUAAGCCUGAUGCUGCACCAGAAGUUAAGAACGAUAUCUGCCCUCCUGGCUUUCGAGCUGGAGAAGACGAUGAAUGCUUGGACAUCGAUGAGUGUGAGGAAAGAGUGGAUGAUUGCCAGCGUCUAUCCCAACAUUGCAUCAACACGCACGGCGGCUACUUCUGCCAGGACCACGUGUCCAAGCGAUGUGCUCCGGGGUUCAAGGUUAAUUCCGCUACUGGUAUUUGUGAAGAUAUCGACGAGUGCGUGGAAAGUCUAGAAGUGUGUAAACGCACUGAGGUCUGCGUUAACCUACCCGGCGCUUACAACUGCAAGUCGAAAAUCAGCACCUUACCAAAAUUGGCACCAACAAAGAAGUGUCAAGAAGGAACUCGAUUGCGGCCUGGUGGCUCAACUUGUGAAGAUAUAGACGAAUGUCGUGAAGGCAGCCAUUUGUGCGACCAAUUCCAGAAUUGUAUUAACACAUUUGGCGGUCAUGAGUGUCGAUGCAAGAAUGGCUUCGAGUUGGAUUCUUCGUCGAGCUCGUGUGUCGAUAUCGACGAGUGUGCGUUAAAACUAGAUAAUUGUCAAGCUGGACAACACUGUCUCAACAUAUUGGGUUCAUUCACGUGCACCCAGCGCGCGGUUACCACUUCCACCAGCACCACUCUAUCACCUGAUUACUACUAUGAGUAUUACGAAUCAGGUGAAGAUGAUAGCCCAUCUGAUCCAGCACGCGCACCUUCACCCGGACCAGCACCUACACCAGAAACCACUCCUUCGACGACUUCAACAACUUCAACAACAUCAUCAACGACCACAUCAACAACCACAACAACAACAACAACACUUGCACCAACAACAUCCACACCUCCACCAACAACGUCUACUUCUACCACCACUACUUCCACCACAACACCACGACCCAGACCAUACCAGCCACCACGCCGUAACCACAACCUAAGACCAAGACCAAGAUCUAGCACCACUACCACAGAACAGACACGAUUUUACCCCUCAUCAGGAGACAGACCGGAUUCACCUCCCGGUACGGGUAGAAGAGUUUACAAUAGAAGACCACAGUUCUAUCCCAGAAGACCGACGUCUACUACUCCCGUCGAGACCACAGUGACUACUUCCACUGAUAUCAAUACAAUAGAAAGAGACAGAGCACCGGAUGGUAGCUAUGCAAUCGAUACUGGUGACAUUCCCAAGGAUAAAUGGACAAAUGUUAUUGAAAAGGAGUCUGAGCCUGAAUUUGAUCCAAGUCUGGUGCAUUGUUUGAAUGGAUUUGAGAGGAACGAAAGGGGUGAAUGUGUUGAUGUAAACGAGUGCGAUGAAGGCCGCCACAUUUGCAGCACAUUAGAAUACUGCAAGAACAGGCCAGGUGGUUACGAGUGUGUCUGUGUGCCGGGCUUCACCCGGGACGUGUCCGGGUGGUGCGCCCCCAUAACCCCCACGAGAACCACUCCCACUACUCCCUCUACUACUACUUCUACCACCUCUACCACCACCACUGCAAGGCCUACAACUAGCACUGUUGCCUAUACUUACGAAACGGAGAGCACCUCAGCAUCCACAACUCCCGAGUGGGGCUAUCCCAACUCCCGCUGGAUUCCACCUCAACCAUGUGACCAAGGUUACACCUUCAGCUCCUCCCAGGGCAGAUGUGUUGACGUGGACGAGUGCGCCACGAACAGAGCGAACUGUUCACCCAAAGAGGACUGCGUCAACACGGAGGGCGGCUACCGCUGCGUGUGCGGGCGGGCCUGUCGUGGGGACACCACCUAUGAGUCCCCGCCUGUGCCGGACUCGAACGUGAUAACGGUGGGCGCGCAGUACGGGCGGCGCGGGCCGCGCUACAUGCGGCCAACACGCGCGCGCCUGCCUGGCUCGGGGGCCAUCGUCACCACUUGCCCCUGGGGGUACAAGCUGACGCCGGACAAACAUUGUUUAGAUAUCGACGAAUGUGCUCGCAACGUGUCUGAGUGCGGGCCGCAACAGAAGUGCGAGAACUUCUUUGGCGGCUACUCGUGCCAGUGUCCCACCGGACAUAGGCUCAACGGCAAACAAUGUGAUGAUAUAGACGAGUGCAACUUUGGCAAUCCAUGUUCCUACAACGCGCGAUGCAUCAACACAGUGGGCUCGUACCGCUGCGCGUGCGGCGCCGGGUUCCGCAACGCGCCCUCCAACGACAAGGUGUGCGUCGACGUGGACGAGUGCGCGGAGACACCCGUCGCCUGCGAGCACGGCUGCUCCAACGUGUGGGGCGGCUACCGCUGCUUCUGUAACAGGGGGUACAGGCUGAGGAGCGAUAAUAGAACAUGCGAAGACAUAGACGAGUGUUCAGAAUGGGGCAACUCCCGGACGCGCGGGCGGCUGUGUGGAGGCCGCUGUGUCAACACCGCGGGGAGCUUCCGCUGCGCCUGCCCCACCGGAUACCGCCUCGCUGAUGAUGAGAGGAGCUGUAUUGACAUUGAUGAAUGUGAGACCGGUGAGGCGCAGUGCGGCGCAGAAGCCGGCUCCGUGUGCCAGAACACGCGCGGCGGCUUCCACUGCCACCACAUCCGCUGCCCGCCCGGGUACCGCCUUGAGGGGAAACACAAAUGCAGCCGCAUCCAACGCUCGUGCUUAGUGUCCGACUGGAACUGCCUGCAGCAGCCGAGCACGUAUAGCUAUAACUUCAUCACGUUCGUGUCUAAUAUAUAUCUGCCUAUGGGAAGCGUGGACCUCUUUACAAUGCACGGUCCUUCAUGGCAAGACUCGGUGGUCAACUUCGAAAUGCGGAUGAUCGAAGUGCAAGCUUCACCAGGAGUCAAACCUGCUGACUUGUCCUGUUUCGACAUGCGUCCAUCGGGCAACAUCUGCGUGGUGUCGCUGGUGUGCUCGCUGGGCGGGCCGCAGGUGGCCGAGCUGGAGCUCACCAUGUCGCUGUACCAGCGCGCGCUUUACGCGGGCAGCGCUGUCGCGAGAUUAGUCGUCAUUGUGUCCGAAUAUGAUUUUUAGGUUAUUAUUAGUGGAUUAAAUAAAACUUUUUAUAUUGUGA